This is a messenger RNA of Procambarus clarkii (red swamp crayfish), 2330 nucleotides long. NCBI's taxonomy places the organism in Eukaryota, Metazoa, Arthropoda, Malacostraca, Decapoda, Cambaridae. The record is from RefSeq and is a predicted model, not a curated record.
AUGACCUCCGCCCGCUGUGUUUACUGCAACGACAGCUACCACGUCCCUCACGUGAACACGUCGGCCUCAGCGCCCACGUCACGUGAACACGUCGGCCUCAGCUCCUCGUCACGUGAACACGUCGGCCUCAGCUCCCACGUCACGAUCAAUAACCGAGGGAGUGACCCAAGGAGACCUCAUAGCGGUAAAGGUCCUGAGAAUGGUCAUGCAGGAUCAGUAAUGGAAGGGAAGACUUCUAAUAUGGAUCGUGGAGAGUCCAUAAGUGUCCAUAACUCCAUGAAAGCUCAUGGAUGGUCAAGUCAGCGUCUCUCAAUCAUCAUCUUCCUCAAACGAGUGCGAGUAGAUCUCUCAGUCAUCAUCUUCCCCGUCAACAGGUGCACGCAGAUCAAGACGUACUCGUGGGACAACGCCCAGGUGAUCCUGGUGGGGAACAAGUGCGACAUGGAGGACGAGAGAGUCAUCUCCUACGAGCGAGGUAAACAACUCGCAGACCAACUGGGACUCGAGUUCUACGAGACCUCUGCCAAGGAGAACAUUAAUGUCAAGGCUGUGUUUGAGCGGCUGGUGGACAUCAUCUGCGACAAGAUGUCUGAGAGUCUGGACACAGACCCUAACCUGGUGAACGCUAACAAGGGCACUCGGCUCACAGAGAACCCACAGCCACAGAAUGGCUCCUGUCAGUGCUAACAUUCUGGGGGGUCGCUAAACUUCCUCGCCUUCCCCUCCUCCACCUCCCAUCCUUCUGUUCGCGCCUAACAUAAACUGACCAGCCACCAGCCACGCCCACGGAUAGACCCCCAGACCACGCCCACAACCCGACUAAAUCUGCGCUGCGCCGAAGAGUUGUCGUCGAGGAGGAUCGCGGGACAUGUGGGCGUGUGCGACGUUCCGUUGUUAUUCUUGCUGCGUUCACGCAGUAAACAUUAGCAGCAGAAACUCUAAAUACAGAAACAUUUUAAUUUAGAAACAAUUUUUGCUGUAAAUUGUAACAAGACUAUAUAUUUCCAGGGGUACGAACAAGGAUUAGCACAAGAAUAAACGCAAGUAUUUAGGUCAUUUCUGCUCUGCGUAGUUGUGUUAAUUCAAAUGAUAAAAUUUAAUUAUUCUCGAGGUUUACUCAAAAUUAGUAUGAAUGCUGUAAAUAUCUAUAGGAUUCCUUUUAUCCUCUGUUUCCGAAAGUAGCAAUUUAACGAAGCUGAAAAUUACCUAGGAAAAUUUUGAAAGAGACAGGAAGCAUGCUUAACCUCAUCUGUUAACAGGAGCAGCCAUCUGGGCGCUGUGUAUGGAAAGAGUAGCUAUUGGAUUACCAAUGAUAGUGUCUUCGUCUACGUAGAUCAUCUACCAGUUAGGAUACCUACUAGGUAGAUUGUCUGCUAGGUGGAUUUUCGACCAGUUAGCAUAUAAUAUAAUUAGUAUCUUGACCAGUUGUGAAUUAGGGUGUAGAUGGGAAGACACAAACAUGGCCGCAUUUGUACUGCUUAAAGACACAUUUUUGUCCUACAUGUCACCAUGUCAUUGUGAAUUGGGAGACACGAAUGUGUUUCAGUAACCACUUUAACGGUUUGACUAAAACUAUCUCCAGUUGCUGACUGUACAGUCUAUAGCAAGAACAAUAUAGAUAGCCUCAACUACUGUAUCUCAGAGCCUAGCGUUGACAUUCUCAGUUACGAAUAUCACAUUAAUUUCCUCAAUCACUUCACUGUUAGUUUAUCGUAGUGUAACUGUCUUAGUUAUUUAUCUAACGCAUAACUCCAUUCUCCCUCCCUCUCGUUUCCUUCUAUUUAUUUCUAUAUAGACGUUUAUUGAAUAUAGACUAGUAGAUAGGACUAUAAGAUGUACACACACACAAGGAAUAUAAAACACAGUGAAUGUUUGAGUUGUGUAGAUUAAUAAUACUAUAAUGGCUGACCUUUUUGUGAUGACCAAAUAACGAGCCUGGACAAACGUUUGUGGAAGACAAGGACUAAAGGACAUAUUAUAAAGGAUAUAAUCAUAAAUUACUGAGCGGAGUUCUAAUCUAGACUAAAAGAUGUCAAGAAUUAUUCAAUUGGAGAUGGAAAAAUUAAGUGUAAAUAGUUUCUGUCAUUUUAAUUUCGUUUGAUUCUGGCAUAAUAUUAUUGUGGUUGAAUCCUAACCUUGCCCUUUUUGGAUGAUAGAGCUUCCAACUGGAAAAAAAUAUACGAAAAUUGUUUUUAAUAAGCCACUCGGUAUGUCCAUUAAAAGCUCCUAAUAUACGGUACUUAAGACCACCAUAAGCAUGAAUACCUUUGAUGAAAAUUGGCUACACACACACAAAUAUAUAUAUAUAUAUAUAUAUAUAUAUAUAUAUA